Messenger RNA from Scutellospora calospora, 1083 nucleotides. Lineage: Eukaryota; Fungi; Glomeromycota; Glomeromycetes; Diversisporales; Gigasporaceae. The record is from the annotation of a GenBank genome assembly.
AUGUCUCGACAUCAUCUGGGUGGUUCUGAAAGGCAUAGGUUCACAAAUGAUAUUAUUGUACUUGGUACAAAGCCUACAAAUAAGUAUAAUACUUAUUGUGUAUGUAAGGCUUGUGACGAAAUACUUGGUCAGGAGGAAACUUUAAAAAAUCCAAUUACCAAUAAAAAAAAUAUUGUUAGAAAUCAUCUUAAAAACUGUAAACAUUUUCGUGCGAAGAAAGGAUCAGAAGAAGCAGUAAAAAUAUAUUUAGAUGAUAUGAAUGACGAAACUCCUAGCAUUUCUUCAACACCUUCAACACCUAAAAAGCAAAGAAAAAAACCAUUAAAUUCUAAUACUAUGUCCAAUUUCAUUGUCAAAGAUACAACAAAUCAAGCAACUCAGGAGUUUUUUGAGUUCUUAAACCCAGCACUUACCCUUCCUGCUAGACAUGCUUUAUCAAAUCGUAUUCUUGAUGCCGAAAGAAAUAACUUCAUAAAAUCACGUGAACAAAAGUUAAGAGAAGAUGUUGUCAGAAAAAAUAUUUUGAAACAAAAUAUUUUUGGUUCAUUAUUUAUUUUAUCAACUGGAGAAGUUCAAGUUUGGGAAGCAAUUGAUAUUAGUUCAGAGCGAGAGCAGAUGAUCGAUGUUAUCCCUAAAAUUAAGAAAAUGACCAAUGAUGCUUUGAAUAUAGGGACAAAACUACUGGCAAUAGUUUCUGAUAGUGCACCAGCAUAUUCUGCUGCUAGACAUAGACUACGAUUGCAAUAUCCAGAAAUCAUUUUUAUCCCUUGCUUUGCUCAUCAAUAUAAUCUUGCCAUGGGUGAAAUAUUUAAAGAAUCUGACGAAUUUAAAACUGCAAUGAAACAAGCAAUACAAAUAGUUGGCUAUUUUAAUAACAGGAUCCAUUCAUAUUUUAUUGGAAAACUUCGAGACUUACAAAAGCAAACGUAUUCAAAAUAUAUUGCUUUAAUUUGUCCAGGCAAUACUCCUACUACAUUUGAAUCACCUUUAACCUAUAAUUCUAACAAUGAAGAAUCAAAUAGUUCAGAUGAACUUUACCUUCCGCAAAAUAUUACAUCGAUUCUUCUUAAUGACAACUUCUAG